UUUCUCUGUUCUUUUCGCCCGCGAAACGUUCUUCUUUUCCUUGAAACGCUUACCAGAAUGGGGCAAAAAGCUAGACGAAGCCGUAUAUCUCUAGUCUUGCUGUCGUGUCGCGCGCUGAGGGUUAUUUGAGCGCCAGAGCUUGUCUGGGUCAAACCCGGGCUUUCUGGCAUCGCGAGGCAAUUGUUUCAAAGGAAAAAGAAUGCGUCAUUGUCAUACAAGAUGGAACUGUGCUGAUCGUCUGGAACGUUCGUUUUAGUGCCAUUUUCAGAGUUGCCAUUUUUAAGUUAGAACUCGGGCUCGCCUCUCGUCAAAUUCGGUGACGAGACCUUGCUAUUGGCCAUCACCAGCACCGUCUAUCUCCGUUGAGAAAAGGGACAGCUGUCCCUAUAGGAAUGUCGGCAUCUACGAGUCGGACACGCUUCUGCAUUCUUCCAGAUUUUUUGUCUCAGAGAUAUACACCUCAUCCUCAAGUUCAUGCCUCUCGCGUGGAACUGGGAAACGCGGGCUGCUCGGUCAGCCGACGCCGUUCAGUCCUUGAUUCCGAGACAGACAACGCGACCUCGUUCGUUCUCAGCAUUCAGCUCUCUCGGAGAGUCAUACCUCUGACUUGUUAACGCUCGUUUUGAACUGUGUCUACUUUGGUUUAUUGUCGCACUCUGUUUUGCUGCCUUUUCUCGCUUACCGCAGUGUCUGCAUCAAUGCCAGGGAGCCGUUUCUCAUCGUGCUUCGUCGUAUCUUACGUAGUGGGUGGUUCCUGGGAACGAGUGAGUGCAGAGAGAGGCGCGCACAAUGGACUAUGGCUUCCACCCUGUUUGGAGCGCAAACAAAAUAAAGCACAAGGACACGGAGACGCUCUCCCCGUUGCAUAGGAUAGGUACCGGCCGGGUGCGGACAGCCUGAGUGUCGGCGGUUUAUCUUCUUUCCAGGAGAGGCAUUUUCUUACCACCUACACACGAACCUUUCUCCGUCUCGUUCUUGGCCGUGACUCGACGAGACAAUCAAACUAUCGUAUGCCAGUGCCCUUCAGCAUUCUGGGCAUGCCGUGAACACGUCUUUUCGAUACCGUUUCUCGUCGCUUCAUCGGCUCUUUGGAUCUUAGCCCCGCAUUCGCCAACAUUUUGUCUACGAGUGGACUUAUUCCUGUUCAUUCGCCCCCCCCCCCAGCACGCAAGUACAUCUACCUUGCCCGACACCCUGGUUCCCUGCAGGGCGUGAUCCUGCUUCUCACUUCUGGAUUCGCCGGAGGUAACUGGGAGAAGCAGCGCACUGUCCUUUAAUGGGUACCGUGGAGCUCGGGCACAACCACGCAUCGAACCUUCAAUCGCGUUUUCACAAGCGCUCUGGCAGACGGACACAAAAGACGCUUUAGACCGCCGGAAGCGGCCACACAGGGCUCUGGAUGUCGAGCAUUCUUUCCGCGUUUUGGGUUAUGUAAGCAGGCCGCUCCUUCCUCCUCAUUCAAAAUAAAGGUUCGGCUUUCGACGGAAGGGGAGAGGCAGCAUCCUUCCGGGGCGUUGCGUGGGUGCACUCUGAAGUGUGAAGAGGGCACAAGUAGGAAUCGCUGGCGUCAAGACCGUGUCUCUGAUAUGGCCCAAAAUGGAUGCAGAUAAUUUCAGGAAGCUCACAGCGAUCCUCGAUGUCUUGGAUCGCUACAGAAAGUCUUUGACGGCGGCUUCCUACCAGAGCUUCGCUGUGGAUAAGUCCCGUGGCAGACGGUUCUCGCGUUCGCCGAGUGUCCCGCGUUCCAGCUAUGCGGGCAGGUUGCCAUCUCACUCACUUUUUGUGAGAAACAGUACCGUUCUGAAGCACCAUGGUGACUCUAGGCAAAUGGAGGACUGGCCAGCGACGCCAGUCUCCACCAUUCAACGGAAAAUAACAAUGCGGCGUGCAAAGACCUUGCAUGUGCGUCGGCAACCUCCUGUGCGGGCUUCCUGCCCUGAGCUUCCAGAGCUUCAGAAGCUUCAAGCCGACGUCAGCGAGUUGGAUUUGCGCCUUCAGAAAAUGAUAACAAGCCGUGGGAUGGAAAAAUGUUUCGACGAGGCGGUCGCACCUGAGGACGAAGCGAAAAGACAAGAGACGUUUGAGGCAGAGGCAGUUCGAAAAUGGUCUUCACUGAGUGACGGCGAUGUGUUCAUGGACCUGGACGACUCAGAUGACGACUCUCUUCGACCGGAUGUUGUCUUCAGUGAUUCCGUUGGAUCCGUCGACUUGAAGAGUCUAGCGGAAAUGGAGUUCGAGGAAGUCGACUUGAACCACAUCACGCCCAAGGUCCUUGGGCAGCUCUUCGACCGCGUUUUGGACUGUCUUCAACUCGAUUUCAGAGAUCUCAUUGAUAAGCUGAAAACCCAGAAUGGGCAUCUGAAACAGGACCUCAUCUCGAUGAAGAAGAAACUCCAAGAUGCGGUUCGCACGAAUGACGAGCAGGUUCAAGAGUUGAAAGAUAUGACGGAACGGGUGGCGGACCUGGGGGCGGAGACACGAGAGCUCACGAGACAGCUCCGAUUGAUGGAGUCACAACUCAAGAAAUAUGCGGAGCAAGACCGAGAGAUGCAGGCAAUGAUCCGCGAGAAGCUGGCCUGGGAGGCGGAGCGACAGCAACUCAGCGCACAAAUUCAAAAGUUGACAGAAGAACUGGGAACUCGCGACGAGGGCCAGCGAGUUGUACAGCUUCUGGGCGACUUGGACCGCGUCGAGGCACUCAAUCAGGAGAGAGAAGAGCAGCUGAAGACGUUGACAAAGAACUUGGAGGCGAAGGACCGGGAGAUCGAGUCUCUCACGUUCGACUUGAUGAAGCAGACGACUAUGGCGGCUCCUCGUCGAGACACACGCAGCAGCAUUUUGUCUCCGCGAGUCUCUCUCGAGUUCCUCGCGGGUUCGCUUCCUCGAAGGUCCACUGUUGCUCGUCGCCAUGUUCAAUCCAGGAGCUCUCUGCCGCUGGCGGGUGCGUCAUUAGCUGGAGAGCUGCAGCUAGCUACUCAAGAAGCCGAAGAGAAACCUGCAGUCACCGUUGAAGAACACGCCCAACGACUGGAGGAUGCGCACCGCAAGUUGGAACAAGCUCUGUCGGAUUUGCAUGAGGCGACUCGAGUGAACGACGCGCUUCGGAAGUCGGUCAGCCGCCUUCAACGAGAACUGGAUGAGAAGAUCAAAAACGUGAAGGACCUCGCGAAAGAAGUUGAGAACAAGGAUGAACAGCUUCACAGCGCAGAGGAGAAGCUGCGAGAUCAGAGUUUACGCCUAGAUGCCAGCUGCCUCAAACUCUCUGAGGCCGAAGAGACAAAUCGAAUCAGAGAGGCGGAGUUGGAAAGGCUUCGCGCAGAUCUCGCCGUAGCUCGGGGUGAACUCGACGUCCUUCUCAAGCAGGGCGAGGGAGACACGAGUACAAACCAGACACUGGUGGAGCAGGUGAACCACCAGGUUGAACAGAUCCAGAAGCUGGAGAAGGAAGUUGUCGACUUGCGCGAAGAGUUGAACGCGAGUCGAGGCAAAAAUGUAUUUUUAAGCGAGGAAACAGAAAGACUCAAGAAGCUGUUGGAAGAAGAAACAGGAAAAGCUGGAGAGGGCGACCUUGCUUGGCGUGAACGACUCGCAGAAGUGGAGGCAGAGCUGGAGGCAGAACGCCUGCGAGCACUCCGCACUGAAGAGUUGGAGCGGCAAGUGAAGGACCUGGAGGAAGACCUGCGCGUGCUGCGGCACAUGGAAGCUGAGAUGGAGGCGAAUUUGAAGCAAGAAAUUGAGAUUCUCAAUGCACACAUGGACGAGCAAAAGGCGACGUUUUCUCGGGCGGAAAAAGAGUUGCAGGAUCAGCGCGACGCAGCCGAAAACGAGAAGGCAGACCUCGCCACUCGGCUCGCGCGCGUUAACGAAGAGCUGGAGCGGCUCCACAGGGCAGAAAGUCUGGCGCUCGCUCUCCAGGCCGAGCGCGACGCGUUCGCCAGAGAAUCUCGGUCUCAAGAGGAGGCUCAAAAAGUCCGCGAACUCCUCGAAAAGCACGCUGCAGAUCUGUCGGAGGUCCGGGAGUCGAUAGCGGAGCUGCGUCGGACGAAGGAGUGUCUGGAGACUGAACAGAGUGAGUUGGAACGGCGAGUCACCGCGUUUACGCAAGAGAUGGCAGAAGUCCAGGCUCUGUACCAAGACAUGCACAGCAAACUGAGCGCCGCGCUUCAAAGCAAGGAAGAGGGACGAGCGCGACUUCUCGCUGCAUGCGAACACAUGGAGAAGGGCGUGGAUGCGAAGCUGGAGCAGAUGCGGAGAGAGCUGCGGGAGGAGUCGGAGAAAGAACUGGAGCGCAGGCGGCUUGUGGGGCUCGCCAGCAGCUUGCAGGAUAGUGUUCAUCGGCUGGAGCGGGAUAACGCCGCAUUGCAUGCGAAGCUGCAGGCGGCCGAGCGAGUCCGAGACGAGUCUCCUGAAAGUCAGAAACGCCUUGAAGCUCUCGAAGCAGAGAACCAGGCCUUCUCCCGCCAACUCGCUGAUCUGCGAUGUGUAAAGGAGGAGAACGACAGACUUCUGCGCCAAGUCGAGGACCUCAGGGGGCGGAACGCGGAUCUCGAGGUGCUCGUUGCGACCACGAAAGGCGCAGCCAGUCCGGAGGUCGAACGCUUCCAGCAGAGCUGCCGUCGCUUGGCUGCGCAACUCAAAGUGUUGGAGGAAGAAGCAGCCUUGAAGGCGCGGCAAGCAAAUGCAGAGAAAGACUCGCUCCAAGACCGAUGCAGACACCUCGAAACCGAGUUGCAAAGCGCCUCGGAAAAGCUGCGUGCCGCGGAACAAGCAACGGAAGACUGGCACGGAAAGUACGAGAUGUCCACGAUGGAGAACGAAAAAAUGAAGAACAAGCUCGCACUCUUGACAGAGCACCAAGGCCGUUUCAUGGAGGAUGCUGCGGAACACCAAAAACUGUCUUCUCUCAUGGAGAAGUUGUCUAGAGAGCUUCUCCAGAUCCGCGGAGAUGUAGCCAAGAUCAAAGAUCUCGGAACGCGAAUCCAGGAUGCACCUUCCACAACUGUGUUCAACGUCGGGUAUCCGGAGAACGUCAUUCCCAUGGUCAGCGUCCACGGGGACCAAAACAAGGAGCAAACUGUCAACAUAUCAGGCAUGUACGACCUGCGCAUGGCGGCAGGCCAGUACGCAAGUUUUUCAUCGACCGCAAGCAGCCGCGCAGCCACUCCGCUACGCAGAAACUGCGCUUCCUCUCUGUUGGCCAGUAUUCGCGAUGGCAUUUCCAACAGCAACUGCUGCUCGGCUGACGUGGAAAGUCGAAUGACAUCUGCGAUAGACAGCGGGGGAAUGACCUACUUCUUUCCUCCGCCUACUCGCCGUCCGCCGGCGACCUGUCCAUCACCCAUGGGCAGUUCGGUUUGGGACAAACAAGUGUCCAAACCGUCGACAAUCUUACGAUUCAGGACCGGCACUGAGGCGCCAGCAUUGGAUUCUUUCUCCUCCAAAUCCACGAGUAGCGACACGCGCUCGGAGUUUCAUCCUGUCACGCCAGGUGUUCGGUGGUAACCUGCACUUUACAGGGGCGCGGAAUCUGUCGCGUUACCGCUUCAGUUUAUGCUUGCUCGUUCCCGUGCAACACACAUAGAGCAGUCGCGCUCUCUGUGAACAUGUCAGUUCGAGGGUUCCAGCAGCAACUUUACAAUGGCUUUUUGUUUUCAGAGUCUUUGCUGGAGAUAUGGAAAUGCACAAUCUUCACUUCCGAACGAGUGCUCUGUCAAGAGGAUAAGAGUUGCCUUGUAUUUGUGCGCGUCGCGUGAAGCGCGGACCGUGCGUCUUCCCUAACGCCUAUUGAUGACAUCGCAAGGGUUGUUUUUUCAACGGUUGCGUUCUGUCAAAUUUUGGGAUCGGCACGAUUCAUCUGGAGCGUCUUCAUUUCAAACGCAACUCGUUUUCCAGAGCCGCAGUGCUUUUGGAAUGUGAGGUGACGAAGUCGGCGACGAAUGUGCCGACCGUAAUUCAUUGAACCUGGAAGCUGCACUCAGAGUGAUGACCGUCCUCGAAAUGUGAUGCAUUUUCCUAGGUAAAGGUUGCAGUUCCUCUUUGCCAAAGCAUCUCGAUUUAAGGGGUUGUUGAGCCUGUACCCUGAUAACAUGGCAAACAACAGAAGUUCAAAAAGGGAUGGGACUGUGGGGACGGAGCUAGCCUUCCAGAAUGGGAAAUUUCACUUUGUGGUGGUAAUUCUACGUUUCUUCAGCAGCGCGAUAUCUGACUGUGUCGUAUUUGUGUCCACCAGUGCGAUUGGUCUGGUGGGGUUCAUGUUUAGCAGGGAUGUCAUGUUUUUAAGCUACCUCUUCGCUUGCUUUGUUCUGUACUGACAUCGUUUUUUAAACGUUACCAAAAGUCCCACUCGAAACUCAACAAUGAGGCGAUUGGGAACCCAUUAUUCCUAAAAGCUGUAACCGAUG
Molecule: messenger RNA, 6401 nt
Organism: Toxoplasma gondii ME49
Lineage: Eukaryota; Apicomplexa; Conoidasida; Eucoccidiorida; Sarcocystidae
Product: myosin heavy chain, putative
Exons: 17
Coding region: 1597-5502 (1301 amino acids)
Source: RefSeq, a predicted model, not a curated record